Messenger RNA from Salvia hispanica, 1247 nucleotides. NCBI's taxonomy places the organism in Eukaryota, Viridiplantae, Streptophyta, Magnoliopsida, Lamiales, Lamiaceae. The record is from RefSeq and is a predicted model, not a curated record.
GUGAAAUAAAGGGAACGCAUAAAAUUGGCGGCACCAACGCUUCAACUCCGAUUCUCUCCGGCAAAUUUGGCAGCAUGGAUUCUAAGAAGAAGUAUGUUGAUAGAUGGUCGAGGCUUAUCUGGAACAACGAUCUUUUGACGGAAAUAUUCGUCCUCUUACCACCAAAAUCUGUUACCCGAUGCAAGUUGGUAUGCAAACAGUGGCUCUCACUUAUCUCCUCUCAUGAAUUCUGCCAUCUCCACACCCUGCGCUGCCCAAACCUGCGCCCGUCUUUUAUCCUGGACCCUGACGUGAUCAACGAUAAGUACUUUAUCAUUGAUCCCGUAAUGAAUGGAGAAAAGCUAAUACCUUACACCUUCUGUGUUCCAGAACACAUAAUACUAAAGGUCAUGAAAAUUUCUUGUAAUGGCCUGAUGCUGAUACCAUCUUUUAGAGACUAUCCAAUAGAGAGUUUCCUUGUUUACAAUCCGACCACUAGGCUGUCAAGAAAUGUGAGUGCGACCAAUGCUAAUAGUGUUGUGGCAUUUGCCUUAGCUUUUGAUCCUUCAAAGUCGCCCCAUUACAAGCUUGUAUUCAUUACGGCAACCACACUCUUUUGCACCAAUCCUCAUGAUCAGAUACAUACUUACCAGAUCGAGGUUUAUGAAUCAGAGAUUCACGCCUGGAAGCUCAGGUUGGGACCAUUUACGUUCCCUAAGCAGCUUUCCCAGUGUGGCGAGUGCUGGGGUGCGGGUGUGUAUUGUAAUGGCUCGAUAUACUGGGAGAUGUGUGAUAACAUCGUCUACUAUGAUAUUGCUCAGAAUGAAUUCAAAACUUUCUCUAUGCCUCAUUAUCAAUCUUACAAGGCAGGAGAAUUCAUCAGUGGGAGCAUUUCCUGUCUCCAAGAGGCAAAUGGUCGUCUAUACAAAUCUAGAUAUCUCAGAAGGGACGACAGUAUUCUAUCAAUUGAGGUGUUUGAGUUGGAGAUGAAUGAUGAUCGUUCUUCUUCAUGGCUAUUGAGGUACGAGGGAACAAUUUCUCAUCAUGAACCUAGCUUAGCUUUUCAAUUGAGAUUCAUAAAGGGAUCAUACGACACUGAGAUGUGCAGUGCAGUGUUCAAUAUUUACGGAAAGAUCAUAGCCUACAGUUUCCUCGACAGCAGCUAUAAGCUGCUUGUUGAUAUGAAUCGCCAUCCAAUUCCCAUUAGUUUUGGUCGUCAUGGUUCUAGUAAAAUGUAUGAAUUUGUUGAAUGCUUAGCUGUGGUUUGA